Messenger RNA from Purpureocillium lilacinum, 2187 nucleotides. RefSeq lists its product as uncharacterized. NCBI's taxonomy places the organism in Eukaryota, Fungi, Ascomycota, Sordariomycetes, Hypocreales, Ophiocordycipitaceae. The record is from RefSeq and is a predicted model, not a curated record. Gene Ontology annotation, biological process: magnesium ion transport. Gene Ontology annotation, cellular component: membrane. Gene Ontology annotation, molecular function: magnesium ion transmembrane transporter activity.
AUGUCGACCUUGGCGACUGCGACGACGGUGCCCACAGUCACAGGCGCCCCGACGGUGACCACGGCCGCCCCCUCCGCGAGCCCGACGUCCUCCGGGUUACCCGGCGACCCCGGCGAGGUGCUCAAGAACUGGUCCUCGCUCAUAGGCAUCGUCACUGCCAUUGUCGGCAACGUCCUCAUCGCCCUGGCCCUCAACGUCCAGCGCUAUGCACACACGAGACUGCACAAGGAGCGUGUCCGCGUCCGCCAACGGGCGCGAGCUGCUCUGAAGCGGGCGCAGAGCGGCAGCAGCAGCGCCGGCGCAAACGCGGGGACAUACGGCGCCAUUGGAGCCGACGGUGCUGGGCGGGGCAAUGGCCAUGCCUCUGCCGUCGUUGCACACCGAACCAACGGCGGCCAUGAUCCCGACGACGGCCACGGCGACCACGAGACGGACCCCCUCGCCGCCUCGUUCCAGUCGUCGUCCACCACCGAUGUCGAAAACGGCCCUGACCCCACCGCACAGGCUGCGUCGACGUACCUCAAGUCGCCAUACUGGUGGCUGGGCCAGAUCCUCAUCACCCUCGGCGAGACGGGCAACUUUCUCGCCUAUGGCUUUGCUCCGGCCUCCAUUGUGUCGCCUCUCGGCGUCGUCGCCCUCGUCUCCAACUGCAUCAUCGCUCCCGUCAUGUUCCAUGAGAGGUUCCGCGCCCGAGACUUUUGGGGCGUCGUCAUCGCCGUGGCCGGUGUCGUGACCGUCGUCCUGAGCGCCAACCAGGAGGAGACUAAGCUCGAGCCGCACGACGUGUGGGACGCAAUCACCACCAUGGAAUUCGAAAUUUACAUGGGCGUGACGGUUCUCCUCAUCUUGGUCCUCAUGUGGGCGAGCCCAAGGUACGGGAGACGCACAAUCUUGAUAGAUCUGGGGCUCGUGGGUCUCUUCGGGGGCUAUACUGCCUUGGCCACGAAGGGCGUCUCGUCCAUGCUUUCCUCUACCCUCUGGAGGGCCUUUGCCACCCCCGUCACCUACGUGCUUGUCCUCAUUCUUCUCGGGACUGCCAUCAUGCAAAUUCGCUACGUCAACAAGGCGCUCCAGCGCUUCGAUUCGACCCAGGUCAUUCCCAUCCAGUUCGUGCUCUUCACUCUCUGUGUCAUCCUGGGAAGCGCCAUCCUGUACCGGGAUUUCGAAAAGACGACGCUCGAGCAGGCGGCCAAGUUUGUUGGCGGAUGCUUGCUCACCUUCUUUGGCGUGUUUCUCAUCACUAGCGGGAGGAAGCCGCAAGACGAUGACGAAGACGUCCUUUCGGAGGCGGAGGGCGUCGAGGAGACCAUCGGCUUGAGGCAACACGACGUUAACGGAGGUGGCACGGCACGCGACAUUCCACCUCCAAAGUCGCAGUCGCGCAGGUCGAGCAAGCUUUCGCGGGUCAGCUUCGCUGAAACGAUCAAGCCAAAGUCUCCUCCUCCUGCUAGCGAACCCGGCAUUGUAAGGGUCACGAGCUCAGCUGCUGCGAGCGCCCCGGACCUGCUCGUCGACGUGACCUCACCGUUGGUCGAGAAUCCGUGGCAAUCAUCCUGGGACUCCUCAGCUUCGUCGCCUGGCGGUAACAAGGUGUUCCCCGCGGAACCCGCGGCCACGCCCUCCGUCAUUGCCUCUACGCCGACGCAAUCGUUCCCAAGCACGCCGCAGAGGGAGCCCGCCGCGCCCCCGUCCUUCCCUACGGACCGUCCAGUGACGCCGCGGCCCAGCUCUGCGCUCGGCCGGGCCGCCAGCCACCACCGCUCCAAGACGUUUAUAUCGCCGUCUCCGCUCUCGUCGACGGUGACGACCGUGGUCAAGGACGGCUUCCUGCGGGAGAAUGACAGCCACCAGGCGCAAAGGUCGUCGAUGCGUCGCAUCCGCUCCAGCAUCCGCGCCAGCCUGUUCUUCAACGAGGACGACGAGGAUGGUCAAGGCAACUCGCUAGGCCAGUCGGCAAUCCCCGCCCCGGACGAUCACCUGCAUGCCGCGCUGCACAGACAGGAGAGCGCCGGAUCCCACGGCGAGGUGGAGGACGACCCGGGGAGGAGAAGAUCGCGGAGCGUCAGCGACGCCCUCGGCGACUUCUUCCGCGCCAGGAAGAAGAACAAGAAGGAGGAGGGCGACGCUCCAGCUGCAGGUGAUACUCCCGACGCGGACACCACUACCAGCACCAGCGGACCAUCAUGA